UCUAAUUUAAUAUAAGCAAUCCAAGUCCCUUAGUAUAGCAUCUAACCAAUCAUACAGUCCUAACUUGUAUCCGAUCAUGUAUGCCUGUAACGGAGCGGACAGUAAAUGAUGAGAAGGAGGCAGAAACUCUGCAUUUGAAACAUGCAAGAUCACCGCACGUCUUAUUCAGCUAUAACUACGUUGCUUUGAAAAUUGAAGCCAGUUAUCUCAUCUGUACUUGUCUAAUCCUCACUGCCUUCUCUUUACCAAGCUUUGUCUGUCUUUCCUGCUAAGCCCUGUUCGUCCUCGGUCUCAUUAUGGUUGCUCUAUUCUUCCUAUCUACAUUCGCUCUUUUCGCACCUUCUUUGGCAUUAACCUACUACAUGGAUACCUCAUGCAAUCCCUAUCCAGCCGUAGGCCGGGCCCUGCCAGAAGCUCUCACCAUGGCAAGACGCUCUAAUGCCCGUCUCGGAGCCAAUGAUCCAGACAUCCAAGUAGCCUUUCAACGCAUCUUCAAUACUGGCACGGACAAUGGCGCCGCCGUUGCCGAGGUCCGACGCAUCAUGGGUGGUAUUGCAGAUAUGACCGAGACCAACGACCGCGAAAGCUCUGGUGUGCGCAUCUACUGCAAUGAAGACAGGUGGUCCCUGCAAAAAGACCGCGAGAGGACCAACAAACUGAUUAAAAAAAAUUCGAGCCGAAAUCCCGGCGAUCAGAUCUGGAUCGACACCACGAACAACAUUCCUUAUGCUGGUCCGCCUGGUUGUAAAGUCCAAGAUAGGAUCGGUCAGGUCUUUCACUGGCCGCGACUACCACUGCAGGCCUCUCAUUCAACCAUGUCGCUCUGCAAGCCGUGGAUUGAGGAUCGUAUUGCAACGAUAAAAGAGCAGGGCAAGAGAGAUUUUUCCAGAUUACGGCUGACCGGGGCCGGAUUGUCACAGCUACUCAGUUUUAUUGUGUUGCAUGAAUUGACACAUGUUCCGCCAUUCCGUACCAAGGAUGUACAUCCUGCGUAUGAAUGGAAUAAUGUCGUUUCAAAGAGCACUGCUGAUGCAAUCAGGAAUGCGGAGAAUUAUGCAUUCUUUGGUCUGCUUGCUGUGCUUGGAGACGCGAAUUAUAAGCUUGAACAUACUAAGCCAGAACAGAACUGGUCCGGUUUGCUCAUCCAUACACCUACCAUCUGGCCUAGACAACUGUUCAAUAAUGUACGGUCUAUAAGCUGAUGCAAAGAUAGAAUUGUCAGAAUGCGUGACCUAAUAUGCUAGGGUCUUGUCGGUACUAUUGCUAGAAUGGUAGAUGUUUUUGGGAAAGUAUGAAUUCAACGCUCGCGUGAUGCGCCACCACUGUUUUCUGUUCGUACUUGACUUUGAUUG
Messenger RNA from Pseudovirgaria hyperparasitica, 1352 nucleotides. RefSeq lists its product as uncharacterized. Gene Ontology annotation, molecular function: metallopeptidase activity. The transcript is spliced from 3 exons. The record is from RefSeq and is a predicted model, not a curated record. The coding region runs from base 297 to 1202 and encodes 301 amino acids. Lineage: Eukaryota; Fungi; Ascomycota; Dothideomycetes; Acrospermales; Acrospermaceae.